Messenger RNA from Clavispora lusitaniae ATCC 42720, 3978 nucleotides. RefSeq names its product Spa2p (gene SPA2). NCBI's taxonomy places the organism in Eukaryota, Fungi, Ascomycota, Pichiomycetes, Serinales, Metschnikowiaceae. Gene Ontology annotation, cellular component: cellular bud tip; mating projection tip; cellular bud neck. The record is from RefSeq and is a predicted model, not a curated record. Gene Ontology annotation, molecular function: MAP kinase scaffold activity. Gene Ontology annotation, biological process: pseudohyphal growth; bipolar cellular bud site selection; invasive filamentous growth.
AUGUCUGAUCAAGAUUUGCUGCGCUACUACAAAGUGCUCAAACAGUUUCUUGAUAUUUCAGAUGAUACCAGUUCGUCUCGGUCCAAGUCAAACUCUUCAAGAGCACAGAGAGCCAGAGAAAAACUUUUGAAGUUGUCAUCAGCCCAAUUCAAAGAAUUGAGUACUGAUGUUUACGACGAGUUGAAACGUCGAAUCGAUGAAAGUCGGUCUGAACCCGAUUUUUUGCUUCCGAAGCUGACAUUCCACCCGAAAAGAAACCAAGCUAGACAAAAAUUAUCUUCCUUGCCUCAGUCGAGAUUCAAAGAUCUUGUUUCUGACAUUAGUUUUGAGAUUGAACGCAGAAACUUGCAUCUCAGUAAUUCAUCUAUAAAGACCGAUGCAAACAAUGCAGGCAACACCCACCAUCAAUGGUCGUCCCAAGACCAGUCUGCUAACGAAAAACACGAACUUCAUGAAUCAAACGGGUCGGAACCAGCUGCGCACUCUUCUUUUCAAUCACAUCAACAUGAAAGAGGUCCUUCUAAUGCUAGUGCGAAAAAUACGGCUCCUCUGCAUGAUUUAAAUAAUGAAGUAUUACAAAAUGACCUCUCAACCCCAGAAAUAGGUGCUCAGGAUCCAAAACUAGCCAUAGGGGUCCAACCAACGACAGUUGUUCCUACAAAAGCGAAUUUGGCUUGGUCGAGUGACGAAGAAGGUGAAGAUGAUAUAAAACAAGACUUGCAUGGCGAGACCAUAGAAAAGACUAAUUCUAGUCAUACUAAGGAUGUGGAAUUGAAUCACGAUAACGAAGAGGAGAGCAUAACAGCAAGAAGGAUAUCUUUGCCCAGUGGGUUUAACCAAACGAAGAAGGUUACUGACCCUGCGGCUUCUGCGAGCUUUUCGUCUCAAGCCUCACCAGAGAACCUUAUGGAUUCCGUGAACAGGGAUGAACAUCAAGCAACUCAAGCAAACUCUGAUUUACAAGCAAAGCUAUUGGCUUUGGAAAAACGCAAUAUCGAUCUUGAAAAGGGAUUAAGCGACUUACAAGGUGCUCACAGUAAGUUAUUAGAGAAGCAUGAGUCUGUGACUUCUACGAAUAGAAAUCUUGAAACCCUGCUUGCACAUUUACAAGAUAACAGAGACCAAUCAGUCCCUCAGAAUGUUAUAGAAGAGCUUGAUAUGUUGAAGGCUGCAAAUGCUGCAUUGCGGUUAGAAAACGUCGCCUUAAAAAAUUCACAACCUAAAACACCCAAAACUCCACUUUCUGAGUCCAAUAUGGAACAACGAGGAUUUGAUCAAAGCCCCAGCAAUAAUAUUGCCAUAUCUACUCAACCCGUUGACUUAAGAGUGGAAUUACAAAAGCUACUUGAAAAGUUAGACACGAGGCCCUCGGAACCAGCAAACAAAUCCAAAUGUGAACAAUUAGAAUCAGAAGUUAUCCAGUGGCAGAAGAGAUACGAAGAGGUGCAAGCAGGAAGAAUUACAAGUGCUUUUCAACACCCUCUUCAAAACUCAAAGGAUAUCAAAAGAUAUGUUUCUUCUACAGGUGUUGUUCCUUUAAGCACGGCGAGUAAUUUCUUUGCUCUAAUCGAGUCAUUCGUCCUUCUUCUCAACAGUGACAACUUCGACAAUGACAUGCUAUUUGAGAAGGCUUCCAGAAUCGCGUUGACUGCAAAUUCAAUUGCCUCUCAAGGUAAAGAGAGGAUGUCGAGUACCAGUGUACACUCUGAGUUUGUUCGUGAGGCUGCAGGCCAUGCUUUAACCGCAACAAGAUAUUUUGCUUCCUAUCGCCAACUUCUUCCGAAAAUUGUUGUUGAGAGGGCGGCUGCCGAAGUUGCCUUUGCAGUCUGUGAUUUUAUUGCUACUUCCAAGUUGACCGAUGGGAACGUUACCGAACCCGAUAGUACACCCCAUGUAUCUCCAUUGAAGGAAUCCAAACAAGCUAAUAUGAUGGAGUUACCUUCUGUUAGACCUUUAAAGAUUGCAAACAAGCUACAAUCCUCUUAUGCGAUGGAUAACUCAAAAGACUCAAAGUCAGUCUUAGGGGCUCCCGUGCCAAAUUUGGAGAUCAAUGCCCAGAAGGCUAACGAUUCUGUUCCAAAACCCGUGGCAGUACAAAUUUCGAACCCACUGGAAGAAAAUUCGCAUAUUCCUAAACAGCAUCUAGAGAAAUCAACAGACGGAAAUGCUUCAAACCGUCAAGACCAUAACGAUGAACGAGAGCGGAACAUGAGUAUGGAUGAGGCGAAUCUUUCGGGUAUCUCAACAAGUACGAUUGAGACAGAUGCCAGAAUCCCUGAGUCGAAGGAGAAUUAUAUCAAUGGUGAGGUAACAAAAGCACCUGCAUCAUCGUCUUCGGAAGGCGCUGUCAGAAAGGCCUCUUUAUUUGAAAGGCUUCAAAAUUCAAAGUUAUUGCAGCGCGAAACUCCGGAAAGCAACGGAGCAGGUAUAAACUCAGGCGUUACUCACCUGGUAACACAAACAGAUUCUCAAAAGUCGCCCUCAACGCCCAAAAAGUCUAUAAUUUUGGAGAAGGUGAAACAAUUUGAGAGCCCUGAGAACUCAAGUAUCAAAUCAAGUCCGACGACUCCACCGUCAGUGUCAGUUUUCUCAGCCACUCCCAAUCUUUCAAACGGACACUCAAAUACACAAGAAGUGUCUUCCGAAGAGAAGGGCACUGCUGAAUCUUCUACAGCAACAGGAGCUCCUGCAAGAGGAAAGAGUAUAUUUCAAAGCUUAAGGGAGAAGUUUGCCCAUGAAAAGGCCAAGACUGAAGAGAAGGGUAUGGGUGAUGACUCUGUUAAUACUACCAACAACGAUGACAAGCUGAUGAAUGAAGAAGCUAAUUCUGAAUCGAUGAGCUUGUUCCAUAAGGAUAAGAGUGAAGCAAUGAAAGUAAAUUCUGCUGAGAACUCUUUUCAAGAAUCGGCUCCAGAUAUGAAGAAAGAUGCAGCUGAAACCGAAAAACAAAAGGCUAAAGUACCGGAGACGGAAAAAAUUGAUGAAGUUUCAGCAAUUGUACUGCCUAGUCAAAUGCCAGGGGCGUUCGAACCCGAGCUUACAACCGUGGUCACAACAGAAGCACCGUUAACGGGAAGUAUGGAAAAGCGGUUAGAAUCUGCAGAUGAGACUCCCGAGGAAGAUAACGAGGAAGCUAGGAAGGAGGAAGAUAACGAGGAUGAAGAAGCUCCGCGUACCCCAACAAAAAAAUCAGAAGUGUCUCCUAUGAAGAACCAUCAGACCAGUGUUUCUGGAUCACCAGCUUCAAAACGCUCAAUUCAAUCACCGGGCGCAAAAUCCCCAGGCAGCGGCAGAGGCUUUCCUGUAGAGGCACCAUCUUUCAAAGUUAAGAGGGUAAAUUACGCAGAGAGUCCGACUAAAGAUAACAAAAGUUUCAAGAGUGAGAGUGAAUACGAUGACAAUGACGAGAGCGAGGAAGAGAGCGAGGACGAGGAAGAAGAAGGUGCUAGACAACGCAGAGAAUACAGGAAAUCUAUGGCUGCUGCUACUUUUAAUUUUGAAUUAUUUGAUAUUGAUGACCCUGAUAACACUUUGACACAGGUUUUGUUGUAUUUGGAGCAUCAAACGGUUCAAGUCAUCACAACAAUUCAGGACUUGUUGUCUGCAAUCAAAAGACCUGAUUCCACUAGAGGUGAUUUGCGCGAGAACUCGAUGGCUAUAUCCGAAGUAAUUAGACAGAUGACAGAGGCUACCAACACUUCGAUGAACCAGACGAGAAAUCAUCAAUUGAAAGAACACGGAAGCUGGGUCGUUAAAAGUUUGGAAGAUUGCAACCAUCGUAUGAAUACCCUUUGCAGAUCAAAUACCGAUAGAAACGAUCUGGACUUUGCUGACAAGAAUUUCAAGCAAAGACUCGCGGGAAUCUCUUUUGAUAUUGCAAAAUGCACCAAGGAAUUGGUGAAAACCGUUGAAGAAGCGAGCUUGAAGGAAGAUAUUGCACAUUUAGAUGCAAGGCUCAACCAGGAAGACUUGACGUAA